GUGUCUUGGCCCAUCGUUUCGUGGUCUUUGUUCUCCCCGUGCGCGACACCUCCACCGGGCCCCGGCCGCCCAUCUUCAACAAGACCUGCACACAGGAUGGGGACAUUUGGCACUACAUCGCCAACCACCCUGACCUUCAUUUCCACAUGCAGAAUGAUACCGUCGAGAAGCAUCGCAUGCCCAACAUCGGGGGUGCCUGGCUUCAGCUUUGUGGGCAGACGGACCUCGACUGCGCCGCGGGCUUUGUUGGUUCAGCACAGUUGCGAUGUUCACCAACAGGUUCCUACACCUACAAGGGCGAGUGCACGCGGAUUCGCUGCGGCCAGCCUAAAGAGGAAGUGGGCCACGCGCGGCUGCACGAGUUUGGCCAAAUCCGCCGAUGGACCAGCGAUAUGGAGAUCAGCUACGAGUGCGUUCGGGGCUACAUCGGCCGUAUUCGGGGCAUCUGCGGCAAGGAUGGCGUUUGGCGUCUCAAAGGGGAAUGCACUGAGGUGGUGUGUCCAAAUCCGCCCCUGGUGCCGCGCGCCAAGCCUCUUCUGGAGCCCCAUGAGUUGGAAAAUCGCACGUGGCAAGCGGGGACGUCUUUGCGCUAUCAGUGCGAAGAGCCUUUCACAGGCACGAUCACAGCUACCUGCGAGGACGACGGUUCCUUCCAACUCCAGGGCCGAUGCGUGCGGCGGUGCACGACGCCGCCGGCGCUGCCCAACAGCAUCGCUGUGUACAACAACACCUUGGCGCAGACAGGUUUCUUCGAAGGUCUUCGUGUCACCUACCAAUGUAGCCCAGGAUACGGAGGUACGCUCGUGGCCACCUGCAGGGAGGAUGGCAAGUACAGUGUUGAAGGCGGCUGCAAGCUGCGCUGCACCGAUCUGCAGCGUUUUCUGCAGAGGGAGUUUGGCGCAUCCUGGAAGGACGAGCUUCACAUGAAUUCUUCCGAGAACCUGGAUCUCGCGGGAACUGGGCAGGCGGAUCUGGUCCCACUGCGUUGUGGCGUGGGCCUGGAGGGUCAGCCUUUGGCAGCAUGCCAUGAGGGCAAGUGGCGCCUGCUAGGCGCGACAACGUGGAGGUUUUUAACGGGAGAAUCAACCUUGCUGAAUGUUGAAGUGCCAUUGUUGGACUAG
Molecule: messenger RNA, 1121 nt
Organism: Cladocopium goreaui
Lineage: Eukaryota; Dinophyceae; Suessiales; Symbiodiniaceae
Source: the annotation of a GenBank genome assembly